Molecule: messenger RNA, 1668 nt
Organism: Geosmithia morbida
Lineage: Eukaryota; Fungi; Ascomycota; Sordariomycetes; Hypocreales; Bionectriaceae
Product: proton-dependent oligopeptide transporter, POT family
Exons: 2
Coding region: 1-1668 (555 amino acids)
Biological process (GO): transmembrane transport; oligopeptide transport
Cellular component (GO): membrane
Molecular function (GO): dipeptide transmembrane transporter activity
Source: RefSeq, a predicted model, not a curated record
AUGACGACCACGGUAAACCUCGACAACGAUGCCAUUGCCCAGUCUGGGCUGGUUGACCCUGAGAACAAGGGACUCCCUGUCAACCAGGCCAAGGGCUCAAUCGACCUGAGCAAGGAGGCUCCUGCGCACGCGGUCACGUCCGCUACAGAUAGCGACGUGUCCAAUUAUCCCACUGACGAGGAGCUGCGCACGCUCCGCCGUAUAUCGGGAAAGAUCAAGUGGAGCAUGUGGACCAUUGCCUUUGUUGAACUCUGCGAACGUUUCUCCUACUACGGUUCUGCCGUCCUCUACACCAACUUCGUCAAUAAUCCUCUUCCCGAAGGCUCGACGACGGGCUCCCCUGCCGACCUGAGCGGUCAGCCUGGUGCCCUCAACAUGGGCAGCAAAGCUGCUCAGGGCCUCAGCCUGACCAACCAAUUCCCUGACUCUUCAUUCGCGGCCUUUAUCAUUGGCCUUCUCACUCUUUGCGUGGGAACGGGUUUCUUCAAGGCCAACGUGUCUCCCCUUCUAGCUGAGCAGGGCGAGGACACUCACAUGCACGUUACCACACUCAAGACUGGCGAGCGUGUCAUUGUCGACCCGGCCGUGACCAACACGCGCGUCUUCCUGUACUUCUACAUGUGCAUCAACAUUGGCUCGCUGUCUGGCCAGAUUGGCAUGGUUUGGGUCGAGAACCUUCAUGGUUUCUGGCAGGCCUUCCUGAUCCCCACAGCCUUGUUCCUUAUCGCACCGUUUGUCCUCUGGUCAAACAAGAAGAAAUACAAGCUCACUCCCCCCACGGGCUCCCUGUUGUCCAAGUUCCUCCGCCUCUUCCGCUACGUUCAGACGCGCUCCAGCUUCUGGAAGCCCGACUGGGAGCUUGGUAAACCCUCUAACAUCGCCGUCUCUCAACGCCCUGUGUGGAUGACGUUCGACGACGCCUGGGUCGACGAGGUCCGCCGUGGCCUCAUGGCCUGUCGCGUCUUCCUCUUCCUGCCCAUAUUUUUUCUGGCCUACAACCAGAUGACGGGAAACCUUACCAUACAGGCUUCGACCAUGACUCGUCACGGCACUCCCAACGACAUUCUGCAGAACCUGAACCCCAUCUCCAUUGUCAUCAUGAUCCCCAUCAUCGACUACCUUCUUUACCCCGGUCUCCGCAAGGCCGGCAUUGCCUUCACUCCCAUCAAGCGUAUGGCCGCCGGUUUCUUCUUCUCCGCCGCCUCCAUGGUGGCCGCCGCCGUCAUGCAGUACUACAUCUACAAGACGAACCCCGACUGCGGCUGGCAUAUCAACGACGGCAAGGACUGCGCGCCUUCUCCUAUCAACGUCUGGGCUCAGUGCCUGCCCUACAUCCUAGUCGGCCUGUCCGAGAUCUUCACCAAUGUCACCUCGUACGAGUAUGCCUUCUCCAAGGCCCCCGAGAACAUGAAGUCCCUCGUCAUGAGUGUCAAUCUCUUUAUGAGCGCCAUCUCUGCCGCUAUCGGUCAGGCCUUCACCCCUCUUUCCGGUGACCCUUACCUGGUCUGGAACUACACUACGGUAGCCAUCAUUGCGUUCCUCGGUGGCGCCGGAUUCUGGUUCUGCUUCCGGCAUCUCGAUUCCGAGGAGGAUAAGUGGAACAUGCUCAAGAAGACGGAAUUCAUUGGCACUAACAAGCCCCUGGAGAAGGACACCAAAGAGGUCUGA